Trametes versicolor FP-101664 SS1 is the source of this 639-nucleotide messenger RNA. RefSeq names its product glutathione transferase. The coding region runs from base 1 to 639 and encodes 212 amino acids. Gene Ontology annotation, molecular function: glutathione transferase activity; glutathione binding. NCBI's taxonomy places the organism in Eukaryota, Fungi, Basidiomycota, Agaricomycetes, Polyporales, Polyporaceae. The transcript is spliced from 4 exons. Gene Ontology annotation, cellular component: cytoplasm. The record is from RefSeq and is a predicted model, not a curated record.
AUGGUCCUCACGCUAUACGGCAACCUCGGCGCGACCUGCACAAAGCGCGUACGCACCGUCCUCGCCGAGCUCGACGUCCCGUACGAGUUCGUCAACAUCGACCUCGCCAAGGGCGAGCAGAAGGCCCCCGCGUACCUCGCGCUGCAGCCGUUCGGGCAGGUGCCGUACCUCGACGACGCCGGCUUCACGCUGUUCGAGAGCCGCGCGAUUGCGCGCUACCUCGCGCUCCAGUAUGGGGGCGUCGGCACGCUCGUCCCGGACCCGAAGGACGUGCAGAAGACGGCGCGCUUUGAGCAGGCGGCGAGCGUCGAGAUGAGCAACUUCGAGCCGUCGGCCGUUGGGCUCGCUAUCGAGAAUCUUUUCAAGCCGAUGUAUGGCCAAGCGACCGAUACUGUGAAAGCGGAGCAACUGAAGACGACUCUUGAGGGCAAGAUGGCAGGCUACGAGGCGAUCCUCAGCAAGACCCAGUUCCUUGCUGGAGAUGAGAUCACUCUUGCCGACCUGUUUCAUCUUCCCUGCGGUGCACUUCUCGAGAAUCAGGGCAUCGAUUUCCUAGUCUCUGACAGGUGGCCCAACGUAGCGCGGUGGUGGAAGGCCGUUUCCUCGCGCGAGUCGUGGAAGAAAGUGUCCCAGGCGUAG